AUGACUGACCAGAGUUUGGAAACAGCUGCCAUGGUCAUUCACACAUCAGACCCCAAACCUAAACCCAAGACCGCUAGUCCCUCCUACCCCAAAACCCUCAAAUCUAAACCCAGACAUGGAUCAGCACAAAGCCGCAUAGCCCAGCCCCCAACCCAAAGCCCCAACCUUCCACCAAGCCCCAACCCCCAGCUCCAAAGCCAAGCCCCAACCCCCAGCCCCAAGCCCACCCCAGCCCCUACCCAAAGGCAAACCCAGCCCACCCCCAAGGCCCCAAUCCCCAGCCCCCCCAAGGCCCAAACCCCAGGCCCAAAGCCCCAAGGCCCCAACGCCCAGCCCCAAGGCCCCAACCCCCAGCCCCAAAACCCAACCCCAACCCCCAGCCCCAAGGCCCAACCCCACCCCAAAGCCCCACCCCAAGGCCCCAACCCCAGCCAAGGCCCCAAGCCCCAACCCCCAACCCCCCCAAGGCCCCAACCCCCAGCCCCAAGGCCCCAAACCCAAUCCCACCCCAAGGCCCCAACCCCACCCCAAACCCCCAGCCCCAAAGCCCCAACCCCAAAGGCCCAAGGCAACCCACAGCCCAAGGCCCAACCCCCCAGCCCCCACCCCCAAGCCCAACCCCCAGCCCCAAGCCCAACCCCCAGCCCAACCCCAGCCCAAACCCCAACCCCCCCAAAGCCCCCCCCCCCAAAGCCCAACUUCCCCCCAGGGCCCCAACCCCCAGCCCCCAAAGCCCCAAAGCCCCAAACCCCACCCAGCCCAAGGCCCCAAAGCCCCAAGCCCCAGCCCAAAGCCCUCAACCCCAGCCCCCUCCACCCAAAGGCCCCAACCCCCAGCCCCAAAGCCCCAACCAACCCCCCCAAGCCCCAAACCCCAGCCCAAGGCCCCAACCCCCAGCCCCAAAGCCCCAGCCCCCCCAAAGCUCCCCCCCCAAAGCCCAAGCCCAACCCCCAGCCCCAAGGCCCCAACCCAGCCCCAAAGCCCCAGCCCCCAAAGCCCCAAAGCCAAGCCCCAAGGCCCCAAGCCCCCAGCCCAAAGCCCAAGCCCCAACCCCCACCCCAAAGCCCCCAAGGCCCCAAAGCCCCAACCCCUCGACUCACCCAGGAUGGUGAUGAGCGCCACGAGCGAAUCGGCCAGAGCCACGUUGAAGCUCAUCACGGUCAUGCGUCCUCGGCUGCUCCACUUCUGCCGCAGGACCCACAUCACCCGGGAGUUGCCCACGACGGCCAGGGCGAACAUCACCGCCAGGAUGCCCAUGCGGAUGUGGCGGUGGUAGUUGGGGCCCAGCACGUCCGGAACCCUUGCACUAUCUGUGUAGAUUCAAAACUAAUUGUACUUAAUAAUCUCAAGACGCCCACGCAAUCCUUUCCAAGUAAAACUGACAUAGGAAAGCCAUGGACUGGAAAUCUGAAUUAG
This is a messenger RNA of Penaeus vannamei (Pacific white shrimp), 1416 nucleotides long. NCBI's taxonomy places the organism in Eukaryota, Metazoa, Arthropoda, Malacostraca, Decapoda, Penaeidae. The record is from RefSeq and is a predicted model, not a curated record.